Cladocopium goreaui is the source of this 4492-nucleotide messenger RNA. NCBI's taxonomy places the organism in Eukaryota, Dinophyceae, Suessiales, Symbiodiniaceae. The record is from the annotation of a GenBank genome assembly.
AUGGUAUCAGCAGCUCAUGAAAAAGGUCACAGAGUGAUACUGAGUCUUGACGCCGUUUUGCCGACAGCCCCACCCAAUACCACAUGGGAUGACAGUCAGCCCCAGCUCCUCUGGUUCACCCAUGAAGCAUGGCUAUUCAAGCUGUCCAGAGCACCACCGUGCAAACUGCACCCCCUGCCAGAGGGUUUGCGUAUACAGGAUGUAUGCUAUUGGCCCCUGAUCCAUCCCACACCAGCUGACCACCCCGCACAUCAGCUGACCCUCUACUUGGAUGGAGCGGCUAAUGGAACCCACGCGGCAUGGAGUGUGAUUGCCACCAUCAAUUUGCCCAUUGGCGAGGUCUUCAUUGGAUGCAUGUACGGGUGUGUUCAUCUUGAGCCUGACAAUCCUCAAUGGAUCGGUGCUGAUGCCAUGGACAACAUAGCCGCUGAGCUUUCAGCCCUUGCUAUGGCUCAAACCUGUGCACUCCGCUGGCCUUACAGUGAUCACCUGAUAUGCAUUCGACCUGAUCUCUCGUUGAGCCGCACAGUUGCCAAUGCCAUCACCACAUGCCGUUCAAAUGACCGGCUUGCCCAGCUAUGCCGCAUCCAGGGAUUAUGGCUCGCAUCCAGGACCGAGAUUUUAGAAAUCCGUGGCCAUCAGGGCCAUGCUUGGAAUGAGCUUGCCGACACAGUUGCAAAGUGGGCCCUGGUUCAAGGAUCACAGGAAGCGGAACCCAGCAUCGAGGCUCUCCAUGAUUUUGCACUGCAAACCCAUGAUGUUGCCUGGGCCUGGAUGCAGACUACUCAUCCUGCCCUCUCCGCCUGCUUCCCCUGUCUCAUUGACCAGCAAGUCAUGCAAUUCAACCCAUCCAACAUGAGGGUUCAAGCCACCCCCAAGGAGCCAGUGCUCAAUGCCGACCCUGACCAAAGCCAUGCCCAAUGGGACAUCACUGUCAUUACAGCAAAUGUCCUUGCAGCUGAAGUUUGGAGUACGCAGCCACAGGGGUCUAGACGAACAGGCAAUCCCAUCACCCUUGGAGAUGCCAAAGUCUCCAUCCGCCAUGCAGACCCCAGACGUCUUGUUGCUGUAGCGAGCAUUGGCCAGGUUCAUUAUACCUUUGUCGUCCUACAUGCGCCAUGCCAAGCCACACAAAGCACGGAAAACCCAUCAGACGGAGACGUUGUAGCUGAAUGGUGGAUGGCCACCAGUGCCAUCUGGAACCGCACAGUCACCACAGAAAUGUGCUGGGUCCUUGUUGAUGCCAAUGCGCCCAUUGAUGGGGAACAUGGAUACCACACUGGCCCAUUAGGUGCAGAAAACCCCAGCAAAGCGGGCACGGCUUUCAUGCAAUUCUUAGCCGGCGCUGACCUUGCGGUUCCCAGCACCUUCCCGCACAUCCACAAAGGGCAGACUGCCACGUGGUCCCAUGCCACAGGCAAACGUAGCCGUAAAGACUACAUUGCCAUCAAAGCCAAGAUGAUGCAGCUGGCAACGCAUAGCUGGGUUGACAUUCACCAUGACAACACUUUUGCCCAUGCUGACCACCUACCGGUAGUCCUUUCCUGCAAGGGCUGGCAAAAGCUCAAGCCUAUUGCUCCAGCUCUCCGAUGGGAUGCAGACAAACUUCUGGACCCAAAGUGUUGUCAAAAUUUUCAACAUGCUCUUAGUACCCUGCCUAUCCCACACUGGUCAGUUGAUGUUGACGACCAUGCAGCCAUCCAUGAGGCUCAGCUCCUGCAGCUAGGUCAAAAUUUUUUUGCCAAAGCCCCAAGCAGGACCCACAAAAUCGUGCUGCAGCCUGAUACACUUGCCAUCAUUGCUCUCAAGCGCCAAGCCCUUGACUAUGGCAGAGCUCGCCAAGAACUUAACCAUCCACCUUUCAAAGAGGAACUUCGGCAGUUGGAAAAACUGGUCCACUGCAAGGUACGCCGAGACACGCAAGCCUUCUAUGAUGCCCUCUUGGAUAGGCUGGAACAUGCAGGUGAGCUCCACAAUCAUCGCCUCGUGUACCAAAUGUUGGCACGCCUGGGCCGAAGGAAAGGAGGCAAGACAUCAGGACCGAGACCACUUCCUAUGUUGAAAAAGGAAGACGGCACGUUUGCAGCAACAUACGAUGAACAGCAGCACUUGUGGAUGACGCAAUUUGCCGCAGUGGAAGCCGGUGUCCUCUGUAUGUGGCCCCAGUUACAACAGCAACACAGAGCAGAAGCAGAGGAUCACUGUGUGAAUGUGCACGAGAUUGAUCCGGCGGCCUUCCCCACGGUGUGGCAAAUUCAAAGCCUCCUAUCUCGGCUGAAGCGUGAUAAAGUGCCUGGGCCGAAUCACCUGCCCCCGGCACUGCUCAAAGCGGGAGGUGAAGUCAUGGCACGCCAUCUCACCAUCUUGUUCACCAAAGCAGCGGCCGCUGCCCGUGAACCCUUUGCUAUGGAAGGGCGGCACAUUGAUCCCGCUGUGGAAAGGCCGACCACUUACAAUGCGGUGGCAGAAAGGGAGUCGGUGUCGAUAUUGCGCACCACGUGCGAGGAGGCCCCGGUUAGCGACUUCACUGAAGCCAGCCCCAUGCCAGCUGAAGGAUUUGUUGAUGUCACUUUUGUGGAUGACUGCCCCACCUCCUGGCUGGCUGCUUUCCAGGACUCCUGUAGCUGGAUGCAGCGGCAUUACGAUAAGCCGCACCUGUUACCCACAGGCACAUGCCUUCAGUCCUGGAUUCAACACAUUUGCCUUGAUGAUCACUGGAAGGGGAAGGUCCGAAAAACUGGACGGCUUGCCCUGCAUUACAACACAGCCCAAGCGGAGCAUGCCAUUUGGCAGCACAACUUUGAGGACCGGUGGAAAUGUGAUCUCUGCGACAAGAUCUUUGCCAGUACCCGGGCCCUGGCCAUGCAUGCCAACAGAGAUCAUGGAUAUCGCAAAAAGGUUCGGUACUUUGCAAUAGGAGCCACAUGCCAUGUCUGCAAUACGUUGUUCCACACACGUAGUAGACUUGCAGUCCACUUGGAACACAACACCAAAUGCUAUGAUGUGAUCCUGGCCUGUUGGCCACCCAUGCCUGAAUUAGACGUCACCCAACUCGAUCAGGAAGACAAGCUAGUCGAGGCGGCCCUCCGAAAACAGGGAUGGUGGGCAACCAAAGCUUUUUUGCCGGCCGUCAAAACCUGUGGUCCAUCGCUCCCACCAGCAGGCGAUCCUGCCAGCGCACGAAUGUUCCAAAACAUGCUAGCCCGACGGCCCACCGAUGCCGCAGCUUACCAACAGUUGCAAGGGCGCCGUAUCUCUGCUGCACCGGCCAAUGCCCCCGGCCUGUGGUGGCAAAACUCUGACCUCCCGGCAUUUGUGAUGCAUUCCCCCCAGGGGAUUGAUACCGGAGGAGGUGCCUUCAUGAUGGGAGGCUUAGCCAGAGAAGCAGCACGGUUGCACAUCCGGGCACUCGUUGUGGUACAUUUCUCUUCAGGUUUCCGGCGUGAACGUGACAUCCAUCAAAUUGUCGAACAGCACAACCUGGAACAGGCCACUCAGCUCUUUGUGCCGUCAGUAGAUCUAUGCAUGCAACGGCAGCAUGCAGACCUUGCCACGCACAAGGCGCUCCAGUGGUGGAAGCAGCGUGCCAAAUCAGGGCAGCUAGUCUCCAUUGGGGGCGGCCCACCUUGCGAGACGUAUACUGCCGCAAGGCAAAAUGACGGUCUCGGCCCGAGACCUGUUCGUUCGGCAGCACAUCCCCAGGGCCUACCAGGGCUCACGUGGAAAGAAUGGAAACAGAUCCACAUAGGGGACCGCCUCUUACGCUUCAUCCUCGAGAUGCUCCUCCUGAUGUCCAUCAUGGGCUACAGUGGCUUUAUCGAACAUCCUCAGUUUCCUACGUGGGAAACCAACCGCAGCCUAACCAGUAUUUGGUGUCUGAAGGCGAUCCGGUUGAUGAAAAGGCUCAUGUGUGUCAGCCUGGUUUCAUUCGAUCAGUGCGUCUGUGGCGCGGCAGGGCGCAAACCGACCACGCUCCUGCUUGUGCGAUUGCCAGCAGUCAGGCACCGACUGCUUCAGCUCGGCAAUUCUGGUCGUUGUCAUCACCAUGCGGGAGCACACCAAGCACUGAUAGGGAAACAAGAGGACGGCUCUUUCCAGACGGCAAAAGCCAAGAUCUAUCCACCCCUCAUGAACGAGAUCAUCGGAAAGGCCAUGCACGAUUUUGCCCUGGGUAUGAAACACCCAGAUGUAGACAAGGAGCUCCCCAAAGAAUUGGAGGUGUACACAGAGCAGCAGUUCAUGGACCACACAGUCGUCCAACCCGAUUACCACGGGUUCUGAGAACUGAACUGCCAGUUGUACACUGACACUGCCAUGCACGGAGACCGAGUGCCAACACGGCACAGCAGCAGGAAAGGAAAAAAGGGGUGGGUAUACCACCAGCCAGGUGAUAUGUCACUUUGGCUGUUCUGACGAGGUUGACAGGGAUGUUUCGUUGAGAUGGCAUCAAAAUAACCCACAGAAAAACCCGCUGCCAAUUCUUGAUUGUAUU